This is a messenger RNA of Anolis sagrei ordinatus, 3478 nucleotides long. It is a transcript of the gene VAPA, whose product is annotated as VAMP associated protein A. Gene Ontology annotation, cellular component: plasma membrane; endoplasmic reticulum membrane. Gene Ontology annotation, biological process: neuron projection development. Gene Ontology annotation, molecular function: FFAT motif binding. NCBI's taxonomy places the organism in Eukaryota, Metazoa, Chordata, Lepidosauria, Squamata, Anolidae. The record is from RefSeq and is a predicted model, not a curated record.
GAAGACGACUCUCUCUCGCGGCGUCUCGCAGCUGCGCGCGCGCUCUCUCUCUCUCGCAAGACGGAGAAACGAGAAUUUUUAGAACUUAAGCCGGCCGCUUGCCCCUCCGUGCCAUUGGAGAGAGAUGACAAGCAUUCUCAUAGGCUGAGGCGGGCCCCUGAGAGCGCGCGCGCGCGCACACCCGCCUGCUUGCCUUGACGAGAGCGCGCGUGCUCCUAUUACGCGUCUUCCGCCUCCUCCUCUCCGUCCCUCCCCUCCUUUUCCCCGACCGGAGCGCCCUCCUCCUCCUCCUCCCGCUCCCGGACUGAGGCGAACGUGUGAGCAGCAGCGAUGGCGGCCGCGGGGGCUCUGGCCAAGCACGACCAGAUCCUGGUGCUCGAUCCGCCCACCGACCUCAAAUUCAAAGGUCCCUUCACAGAUGUAGUCACUACAAAUCUUAAACUUCGAAACCCAUCAGACAGAAAAGUAUGUUUUAAAGUGAAGACCACAGCACCUCGUCGAUACUGUGUGAGGCCAAACAGUGGAAUUAUUGACCCAGGAUCUGCUGUAACUGUAUCAGUGAUGUUACAACCCUUUGACUAUGAUCCAAAUGAAAAAAGUAAACACAAGUUUAUGGUACAGACAAUCUUUGCGCCAUCAAAUAUCACUGAUAUGGAAGCUGUGUGGAAGGAUGCAAAACCCGAGGAUUUAAUGGAUUCCAAAUUGAGAUGUGUAUUUGAAAUGCCUAAUGAAAAUGAUAAGCUGGCUUUACCUUCAGGAUCUUUGUACAUAACUACAGCCAGCACCAACAUUCUUCAGACAGCUGCAGAUUUUAGCCAGAAGAUUGACAUGAUGGAGCAAGGCAGUGAGGUCAAACACAAGAUGAAUCAGAAUGACAUAGAUGCAAGCAAAUCUGCUCCAAUACUGAACACAAGUAAGCAGGAUGGGCCAAUGGCAAAACCACAUAGCAUUUCACUUAACGACACUGAAACAAGAAAGCUAGUGGAGGAAUGCAAAAGACUUCAGGCGGAUUUGGUGAAACUAUCGGAGGAAAAUAGGCACCUGAGAGAUGAAGGUUUGAGGCUGAGAAAGGUGGCACACUCAGACAAACCUGGACCAUCAGGCUUGGCCUUCCGGGAUAAUGGCUCCAACCCUCUUCCCUCACUUCUUGUUGUAAUUGCAGCCCUUUUCAUUGGAUUCUUUUUAGGGAAAUUCAUCGUGUAGAAAGGGAGAAAGAAAGAAGCAUGCAGAACGCAGCUUCCUUUUUUUCUUGGCCAGAAAAAAAAUGUAUUUACCUACCACUUCAUUGGUAGUAUGGCCCAGGUGACCAUUUUUGUGUACAGCAUCAUAUAGGCUUGGCCUCUAAUGAUCUUGCACGGUUAGACAACACAAUAAAAAGACAAACUGUUCGGCUGCUGGACAAAAUUGUAUAUUAAUUCAUCUAUAGCAGGUGUCAGUUGCACAUUCAGUCCUUUAUGAAAACUCAUAAAUAAAGAAUUGUUAUUUCUUUCUGUGGUUUUACUAAGAGUUAAAAAUUGUUCAAAGUCUUGUAAAUGUUAUUUUAAUAAUCCUUCUAAAAAUUUAUCUGUUGCUCUUGCCUCCUGGAAAAUGAUUAUUAGAAUGCUAAUCCCACUUGUUCAGGAAAAUGAUGAGGCAUUCUGUGGGGAAAUGAUUACUCUUAGUGUGUAAAUUCCUCCUUUACCUUACUUUGCUAAUAUCAUGGCAGAAUUUCUUACCCUUGUGAGGCGGUUGUUGAAAACGUUUUUCAUCCUUACAGCCCUAUUCCAUGGUAUUUAACAUACAAAAUAAUAAAACUGUUAACAGACUUUCUGCUGGGUAGCUUGUUUCUGUGAAUUGUUAUUUUUAGAAAGGCUUUCUAACAUGUUUCUUGUCACAGAUGAAGAUUUUUCAUUUCACUAGUUGUGUCUUGGGCUGGCACCAGUAAGGUCUCAGAAGAAAUAUAGUGUUUUCCACAUGUUUAAUGGAAGGUCAGAAACAGUUUGGUUGUGAGAUACAGGAUUAAUUACAAAGGCAGAUCUUUUAAAUUUCUCUUUUUCAACAUACUAUUGGGAUUUAUGAGACUUUCUUUUGUUCCCUUAUCUUUUUUUAGUUUUUGGUAUUUAUUUUUUAAACAAACAGUCAUUUUUGUUUGUUUCCUAGAAUUACACUAUAUGUAACAUUUGACAUUUUUCAUAUAAAUAUCCCAGCCUGAUUAUGACUGAACAGAUUUUCAUCAUUCUGUUUUGUGAGAGGAGGCUAAAACUUUGUCUGCAAGCGUCUUGGCACAGCUGCCUUUUAGUGAGGUGUUCUGCACGUGUUCUAGAAAUGUCAUUUUAUUGGACCUGAACUGCUUUUCAGCACUUAAUCCUUUGGCUUGUUUCAUUUCUGGUCUUUAUGUCAUGAGCAGAUAAUUUUAAAAGCACAAUAUCGCUAUUCUAAACCUUUAUCCAUCACAGGGAAUUAUUUUUAAACUGAUAUUCUGGGCGGCUUAUAACUGUAAGCAGAAUUUUGUAUAUUCUUGGAUAUGAUGCAGCUAAGCGUGUUAGAUCUUACGUAGCUGAGAAAUGUUCUAGCAAAAAUAUACAUCCUCUUGGUUGCCUUUGAUUCUUAGUGCUUUUUUAAUGGAAGAUGUAUGUAUAUCAUAUACUGUCACUGUUCUCUAUGAUAAACUUUUAUAAAACAUCUUGCAAUUUGCAAAGAAGAUGAUGAACAAACCACUGCUUGAUGUUUCACUUUAAAAGCAUGCAAAUACAGACAUUUUCUUUUUUUGUGUGUUCCGAUAUCUGCAUUUGAGUCUUCUCUGACUGUGGUGACUGGAAGAAGUAUACUCAAGUCUGGUUCUCACUUCACCGAUUCUGAAAUCAAUGACUCUUCAUACUGUGGUGUAUAAAUAGUAUGUCAGAAGAAAUCAUUUAUUCCUUAAAGGAAGUUGACCUUUGGAAGAUUACAGGAAAAAAGACUAAUGUAUAGGCUCUAACUUCUAGAUACAUUUUACUUUUUCUGUGUGGAGGAGAACAUUUUCAAAGAUAUGUUUACUGUUAAAAUAGUGUAUACUAAGGCUUGUAGUAAUGGCUACACAUUUUAGGCUUAGAGAACAGAUUGAAUUUAGAAUUUAUCCAAGGUGGACUCAACUUGGAAGCUUCAUAUUGGGAAGUAUCCUAUGUGAGCAUGAUCUUGUGCUGCAGAUUAUGAUGUUCCAAAGUCUACAGUCUGAUUAUUAGUAGAGCAUUAGGUUAUGAGGACCUAAUUAGAUAAUUUAGCAAGACAUACAUGUUAAGCAUCAAUAUUACCGAAUACGUCAAGGUGCACUUGGACAUCAUAAGCAGUAUGUGUACAGUGAGGUGCUCUUGCCUAUAUGGAUGCACUUCUGGUUUCUAAUCUUUCAUAACUGUAUAUAAAAUGUAACGCUAAACUAUUUUGGUCUCAGGAGUGACUUUGAAUGAUAUCAACUGUAUUCAGUGAAAUUAUGUAAUAUGGAUUAAAUUGUCUGUUCCUGAAA